UGUUUGAUCUUGUUUAUCUUGACAUAAUCUGCUCUGAAAAUCCUGUUCCUCAAUAGAAUCAUAUGUCAACUUUUUCGACAGUUUUUGUUCAAUUUUCUAUGCGUAUGAUCUUCAGUUUGAUCAUUCAAUUUUGGGAUUUAUGGUACGGUUUAACUUAAAAUAGGAGUAAUUCAUGAGUAAUUAUUGGCUAAUUUUGCCAAUUUGGAGUGAUUUUGUAGGUUAGGGUUUUGAAUUUUUCGUUAUCAAGCAAUCCCCAAAUUAGAGUUUUCGCAUUGGGUUCUUUGAUGACGAAUUGAUGAGCUUGAUGAAUUUGAUUAAGAUUUUUUUAUUGUUAGGUUAUCUUACUUAAUGAGAAAGGUAAGAAUUUCUUCGUUGAUUAUGUGGUAAUAUGUGCCGUUUUUUGCAUCUUCUGUUUUUGUUGAGGUUCAGUGAUUUCCAAUGUGCCUGAACUGAUUGUGAUAUGUGAUUCUUUCUGUAAAUCGCUGUCCUUCUUAAUACAUAUGCUUAUGACUUGCUGGUUAUAUUUGCGGGUUUUGAGCUUGUUACGAGGUUCUAACUAGAAAGAAAAGGGUAAACCUUAAGAGGAAACUGAGCUGAGACACCCUCGCAAAGGUCGAGCUUGUCUAUUGAGCUUGAGCUUGAGCUUGGUGUUCAGGCUUCAAUCAGCCGUAGAUUGAGAGUAUUUGGCUCUUAGCUCGGAGAAGGUUGAGGAUCUACAACAAUCUAGACCGCAGUAGCAAUGACGGAGUAUUGGGUGAGCCAGGGCAAGCAUUGGUGCGACUUCUGCAAAAUAUUUAUAACAAAUAAUCCAUCAACAAUUAGAAAUCAUGAACUGGGGCAGCGUCACAAGGAUAGUGUGGCCAAGCGUCUUGUUGAUAUGCGCCAAGAGAAGGCUGCUAAGGAGAAGCAAGAAAAGGAAACUGCUCGUACCUUGCAGCAAAUCGAAGCUAAAGCUACACGCAGUUAUCAGAAAGAUAUAGCAUCUCAAGAGGCCAAGCAGUCUCAAGCCCCUGAUGAUUUUCUAGCUGCUGACACAGCUUGGGAGUACAACAGCACUUCAGGGUACUAUUAUGAUCAACUUACUGGGAUUCAGUAUGAUCCAAAGUCUGGCUUCUACUACUCGGAUGAUCUAGGCAAAUGGGUAACGCAAGAGGAGGCAUUUACAGCUGCUAAGAAUUCUGCUGGCUCAAAACAAAAGGUGGCUUUGAAAAAGCAAUCAGGUCAACCUGAUGAAAAGAAAGAAAGUGGGCGUGCACCUGGGCGUGUGGUCUCAGGGUCUCUAAAUCCUAUAAGAUCAGUAAAAGGUGCUCAGUCUUCACUUGCUGUUGGAAAGAGGAAGACGCCUUAUGAGAAGCCAAAGGCCGUACCUGCUGAAGAAGCAGCUGCACUUAAAGCAAGAGAAGCAGCUAAGAAGAGAGUAGAGGCCAGAGAGAAGAAUAUGCUUGGACUUUAUGGUAAUUAAUAAUACAAAAUUACAGUAGAAGAGAUCUCUUUCAUCAAGUGUUCACCACAAGACCUCUCUUCAGACUUUGAACCUGUGAUGUCGAGAUUUGGUGGCUAAAGGUAAUUGUCACCUUUGCUUUCUCUUCGUAAAGGGAUUUUAAAACCAUCCAAAUUCAUACCAUCAACCAAUAUGGUGAAAUUCGUACUACCAACCAAUAUGGUGAAUUUGUACCGUCAGCCAAUAUCGUUUUGUUUCCAAUGUUGUAAUUGUACCAAGACUCAAACUAACUACUCCGUAGUACAAAAAAAAUACACUUUCGUAGUGGACUUCUGUUCUUUUUCUCCA
Spinacia oleracea (spinach) is the source of this 1789-nucleotide messenger RNA. RefSeq names its product zinc finger protein ZOP1. The transcript is spliced from 6 exons. The record is from RefSeq and is a predicted model, not a curated record. The coding region runs from base 740 to 1462 and encodes 240 amino acids. Gene Ontology annotation, molecular function: zinc ion binding; RNA binding. Gene Ontology annotation, biological process: mRNA splicing, via spliceosome. Gene Ontology annotation, cellular component: nucleus; precatalytic spliceosome. NCBI's taxonomy places the organism in Eukaryota, Viridiplantae, Streptophyta, Magnoliopsida, Caryophyllales, Amaranthaceae.